Messenger RNA from Magallana angulata, 1331 nucleotides. RefSeq lists its product as uncharacterized. Lineage: Eukaryota; Metazoa; Mollusca; Bivalvia; Ostreida; Ostreidae. The transcript has 3 exons. The coding region runs from base 315 to 1331 and encodes 338 amino acids. Gene Ontology annotation, molecular function: cysteine-type peptidase activity. The record is from RefSeq and is a predicted model, not a curated record. Gene Ontology annotation, biological process: proteolysis.
AGGAAAACAUUACACGACAUGGUUGAGGAAAACAUCAAGGAUGCCCAGACGAAAAUGAAAGAAGAUCAUGGAAGAAAAGUUGCUGCCAAAAAUUUGUUUGCACCUGUAAACAUUGUGUAUAAGAGGAAUUGCCGGAAAUUGCAAAGGAAACAGUCAAAGCUGAAAGAACUGAAUUAAAAUUUUCCAUACACCAUUUCUGAUGUUUCAUCCAAAGGAGUUGCUACUCUUAUGGACAGAUCCGGAAGAGUGUUAAAGUUGAAGUGCAGCGUUGGAAACCUCAAGUUAAAGAGAAGACCAAUGCAUUUGAUGAUCGAAUGGAAAAGCCAUCACCAGUGAUGACAGCUUCCACAGAGGAAACCCAGGAAAAUGAACAUCAGAGUGAUAGUGAGGUGUCUUUUAAGAUGGUGCAACGUGAAGGUGAGCCAAAUGAAGACGAGGCAUCUACGAGAUCAUCAUCACCAGUUUUGUCAGAUAGGACCCUGCAGGGAGUCGGAGGAAGACUGAAAGAAUUCUUCGAUGCAGGGCAUUUUGCAGCAAUCCAAACUUCGGUGACAUCCAAGGCACUACCAAAAAUCACCUCCCCAUUGCAAAUCCCUGAGUUGCAUGCCGAUCCAAGACUCUCACUCAUUGCUGAUACACAUGACGAGAAUGAAGACCUUUACGACCAUGUCUUCAAGAUUCUUCUGGCGGAAGUGAAGACUGAAGAUAUUCACACCAAAUUGUGUUCAGCAAUGUUGGCAACGGCAGUUGUGGUGUCCUCGUAUUCUUCAGGGAUGCUGCGUCAUGAAACCAUGGAGACAAUCAAUGAAGUUCCGAAUCAUCUGGAAAAAGUGUCCCUAAGACAUUUCCCCAAGUUGCCUGCAUCGAAGAAAUUGGUUAUUGACUCUAAUUCCAUUAUAGGAAAAGAUCUCUAUUGCCUCGAUGGUCAGAAUUGGCUGGAUGAUUCGAUCAAACAUGCUUAUCUUGGCCUCCUGCAGAGAGAGAGGACACUACUGCAGAAAAAUGAAGUCUUCAUUCUCCCAUGCUUUCUAAUGCAGAAAUGGACCAGGAGGGACUACCUUUCCUGGUUAUACCCAAACGUGAAGUUUUCCUCCUAUGCCUUUAUCCUGAUGCCCAUUUGCAGCAACCACCACUGGAUUCUCUUGGUCGCCAGUGUGUCAAAGAAAACAGUUUUGGUGUUGGAUCCCCUAGGACACCAACAUCCGGACAUCGAACACAAGUGGAGGAAGUACAUGUACACGAGGGAAACAUACAUUCCGGAAGGGUUGGAAAAAUGGAGCAGUGACCAUCAAGCUGUAAGUCGUCAAAGAGAUGGCAACAGUUGUGCAUAG